CUGGUAUAAAUCGGCGGCCGCCGCCCGCCCCGCUCCGGCCCCAUGGAGAGGCAGCGGCCCCCCGGCGGUGGCAGCGGCCCGGUCCGGGCGGUGAGCGGAGGCCGCGAGUGCCCCGCCGGGAGCCAUGAGCGCGGGCAGCGUCGCCCCGGGCUGGCCUGAGGCGCUGCCGGCCACGGCCCGGCCCGCAGCGGGGAUGAACAGCAACGAGAGUCCCGAGGGGCCCGGGGACUGCCCCGAGCUGCAGCUGAAGGUGGAUUUCUUCCGCAAGCUCGGCUACUCUUCGGAGGAGAUCCGCGUGGUGCUGCAGAAGCUGGGCCUGGACGCCGACACCAACACGGUGCUGGGGGAGCUGGUGAAGCACGGCCCGGCCGAGCGGGACGGMCCCGAGGCCCCUCCCGAGCCCGGCGAGGCCCCGCUGGUCCCUCGGGGCGGCGCCGGAAACAAAUCCCCCGCGCCCGGCCCCGAGGAAACGGAGAGCGACAACCUGAAGCCCAUCGUCAUCGAUGGCAGCAACGUGGCCAUGAGCCAUGGGAAUAAAGAAGUGUUCUCCUGCCGAGGUAUCCUUCUGGCUGUCCAAUGGUUCUGGGACAGGGGACACAAGGAUAUUACAGUCUUUGUGCCAUCGUGGAGGAAGGAGCAGCCCCGACCAGAUGUGCUCAUAACAGACCAGUACAUUCUGCGUGACCUUGAGAAGAAGAAGAUCCUGGUGUUCACCCCAUCACGGCGGGUCGGGGGCAAGCGYGUGGUGUGCUACGAUGACCGGUUCAUUGUCAAACUGGCCCACGAGUCUGAUGGCAUUGUCGUGUCCAACGACACCUACCGGGACCUGCAGAACGAGCGUCCCGAGUGGAAGAAAUUCAUCGAGGAGCGUCUGCUGAUGUAUUCCUUUGUUAAUGACAAGUUUAUGCCUCCAGAUGAUCCCUUAGGGCGUCAUGGCCCCAGCCUGGACAACUUCCUCAGGAAGAAACCUGUAGUUCCAGAGCACAAAAAGCAGCAAUGCCCUUAUGGGAAAAAAUGCACUUAUGGAAUUAAGUGUAAGUUCUACCAUCCUGAAAGGAUCAACCAGCCCCAGCGCUCAUUAGCUGACGAACUCCGYGCCAAUGCAAGGCUGUCUCCAACCAGAAGUACCAGUGCCAAGGAGGAGAAAAAGGGCAAAAAGGGUUCCCAGGCAGAGCUCUUGUGCUCUGUGCCCAUGGAGAGUGACAAARGCUCUUUGCAGAAGGUCUCUGCAGAGAGGAAGAGCUUGGUCCACAAAGCCAAGCCCAGCGACAUUCCGCUUCACACCAAAGGCUGUGUGUCAGGCAGUGUCUCCCCUGACAGGUACCARCAGCCUCACAUGGACUCUCUCUCUUACAUCUCUCAGGAGCAUCUCGACUCAGGYAUUGGGUCUCUGGAGAACCAGCUGUCUGACAUGUGGCCUCACAGAUGUACCAGUCACUGUGACCCUUCCCACGCAGAGCAGCUGGCUGUCUGCACCUGUGGUAGGCAGAGACCUGUCUACCCCCAUUCUCCCAGCUUAGAGCAGAAUGGUCUGGUCUCUUACAAGCACGGCUCCCAUAAAUCUUCUUCCUCUGGUGCUAGCUUCUUGCAGUACAGCCCUGAGAUGUCUCACUCAGGAGCCCCCCACUCUUUCUCAGGCUAUGGAGUGCCUGUACACCCAGGUGGUGCAGGGGCAGGGCAGUACAGCCUGCCUAGUGAGUUCAGUGCCACCACACCACACUCACGGGAGUUCUGGUCUGAGCCGUACCCGCUGCCUCAGGUGCGAUCCCCGGGUGUGCGUGACCCCCGCACGGUGCACAGGGCCCCCGYGCCGGCCUAUGGGGACUCAGGGCCCUGGGCUGGCUCGGAGCAGUUUGCUGAGGAGAGGGCCAGCGUGCACACCAAGCUGUGUGGCAUCUUCCACCCACACCUGGUCGAUGCUGUGAUGAGCCGCUUCCCACGGCUGCUGGACCCACAGAGGUUGGCAGCAGAGAUUCUCACCUACAAGGCACAGAACCCAGGUAUGUGAGGCAGGUGUCAAGGGCAGCCAGGCCUGGGGAGAGCUUGAGGGGCUUUUUUUGCCUCUGCAGCUGCCAUGGAUGCCUUCUGACUGCUCCWUCUUAUUCCUUUGGAAGUUCCAGGCUCCAGCUGGAGGCUGGAUCCAGAUGUGGUGUGCUCACAGCAGAUUCUGCUCUAGCUCUGUCAGCAUGCCUGUGGGAGAGGUGAGAACACCCUGGGGUCCCACCUUUUCCAGGGGCUGCUAAGCAGGAAGGGAGGCUGCAGCUCUAGAGCAGGACUGUUCYUUUGGGGUUCAUGGGAGUCUGGCACACUCUGAAUUCCUGCAGUUGUCCAUAACUGGAUGUGAGAGAGAUGGGUGCUGCCUUUGUAGUGGCCUAAGGCUAGUUUCUGAAGACCCAAAUGUCUUGUUAGUGCUGUUGUUGGUAGUCCCUAACUAAGUCUCUUUUCUAAAUCCCACCAUUGAGAUCUGUGGCAAAUGUUGGGUUAUUAGUGUUAUCUGAAGCUGAGUUUAUCUGGCUGGUUUUACUGGUGCACUUCUUGAACGAUGCUUUCCACAUCCCUCCCACCUCAGCUUAUCUUCCUGGGGYGAGGCAGUUGUGCCACGUGGACCACAAGUGCUUAGUGAGCUUCUGGGAGCCAGGAGCACAAUCCUGGCUCAGGAGGAGCAGCUGGACACUGCUCCAGAGCUGUGUGUGAGUUGUGUGUGGGGCAUGUGCUGAGAAAUGCAGUGUCAGAGCAGGUGGGUGAGCUGAGCAUGCUGUCAGCACACCUCUGAACAGUCCCUGGUCCCUGUCCCAAGCUGGCUCUGUACUGACAAGGAUUUAUAUGUGCCUUUUGUUUCAGACAGCAAUAGGACAGCUGCAGUCACAUCUGGACUGCUGUCAAGGGCCCUUCCUGAGGAGUCUUUAAUAUUUUUCUCUGUGUCUCAGUUUAGAGACAAUUUUUAGAGGAAAUGCUCUGGAAUGAAUGUUUCCCCUAAAGAAAAGGGUUUCAGCAAUCCCUUUCCACUGAUACAAAAGGAGUUUUCUGGAUGAAAGUGAAAAAACCUGUUUAUUUAACAAACAGGGUGCCUGUGAGGCAAGGGAAAAAAGAAUGUUAGGUGUUGAACCAUCAGAACCUUACCCGCCCCCCCCUACCCACAGCAGAACAAACCAACCCAAAAUGCCAGGGGAAGGGAAAAACUACGGAGCACGUGGCAAAAAGGAACAAAAUAGCGGAAGGUUUUGUCUCGGGGUGGAAAGUCCAUGGAGGAGCUCGAGGGGAAAACCAAAUAGGAAGCUGGUGAACUUCUGACGUUGGUCUCCUCCUCGCAGCACAUGAAGCUGGUGGAUUUAGAGUCCUUUCUUUCCUUGGUUCAGCUUCUCCUGAGGUCUGGGCUGAGAU
Messenger RNA from Malurus melanocephalus (red-backed fairy wren), 3381 nucleotides. RefSeq names its product zinc finger CCCH-type containing 12A (gene ZC3H12A). The transcript has 6 exons. Lineage: Eukaryota; Metazoa; Chordata; Aves; Passeriformes; Maluridae. Gene Ontology annotation, cellular component: nucleus; cytoplasmic ribonucleoprotein granule. Gene Ontology annotation, biological process: 3'-UTR-mediated mRNA destabilization; nuclear-transcribed mRNA catabolic process, RNase MRP-dependent. The coding region runs from base 125 to 2008 and encodes 627 amino acids. Gene Ontology annotation, molecular function: RNA endonuclease activity; mRNA binding; metal ion binding. The record is from RefSeq and is a predicted model, not a curated record.